Messenger RNA from Daucus carota subsp. sativus, 1422 nucleotides. RefSeq names its product UPF0496 protein At3g19330. The coding region runs from base 67 to 1200 and encodes 377 amino acids. The record is from RefSeq and is a predicted model, not a curated record. The transcript is spliced from 3 exons. NCBI's taxonomy places the organism in Eukaryota, Viridiplantae, Streptophyta, Magnoliopsida, Apiales, Apiaceae.
AACGCCUCCGUAAAUAUCUUGAAGAUUAAAUUCUUGCUACGGACCGGGUCUGGUCUAUAAUCCCAGAUGCUCCAUUGUUUGAGGCCAACACCAUUAGCAACUGCCCGAAAUCUUCAUCCUCUGUCACCACAUUUACAAGGAACUUCAGAUGAGGGUACACCAGGGUCAAGUGAUCAACUUUCUCCUACAGUCAACCUCAGCAAUGCAUAUAAAUCUGCAGUGCAAACAACUUCCUAUGGAGAGAUACGGUCCAAGUUAUACCCUGACAACUCUGAUCUGCAGGAGGUAGAAUCACAGCAUUUGGAUGGACAGGAAGAAGGGCAAAUUUUAGAAGAUGUCCUAAACCCAAAUCGAGAAUGUGUCCAGGAGGCAUUGGAAUCUGCUAAGAACAGCACCCUCACUCGCCUUAUAUCAUCUUAUUUUGAACAAAGUGAGCAGACCUCACGUUUCUGCCUCCUCCUUCACCAUGGUUUACAGCGUGCACGCUCUCAUUAUACCCCUUUACACAAACUAAUUGCUGUCCUUCCCCUUGACUCUGAUUCUGAAUUCCUUAACCAGUCACAGUGUGACCAAGCUUUUAAAGUAUUCCUUGAAUUCGAUCUCUUAGAUAAUCCCUUCCCCAACCCUGACCUUCAUAACUUCGAUGAAAUGCGCAACUCUUUCUCCCAGCUGAAAAGGCAGCUCGAUUCCUGCCUCCUCAAGUCCCGCUCUAGGAUUCGGCUUGUUCGACGUGCCACUGUUGGCUGUGCCAUUUGUCUGAUUGGGACAGUUGUUGGUGUUACCUUAUCUGCUGUUGCCAUUGCCACCCACGCACUUGUUGCGCUGGUUGCCUGCCCUCUAUGCUCAACAUUCCUUCCCUCAAAUGUCACUAAGAAAGAGCUUGCACAUAUGGCAUUACUUGAUGCUGCUGCGAAGAACACGUAUGUGUUGCUUAAUGACUUAGAUACUAUAGACCGCCUGGUGGCUCGUUUGCAUACUGAAAUCGAAGGGGAUAAGCUUCUCAUUCGUCUUGGAUUGGAGAGGGGUAGUGACAGACAUGCUAUCCAAGAGGUAGCAAAGCAGCUUUACAAGAAUCAUCUGAAUUUCCUGCGCCAGCUCUCCGAUCUCGAGGAACACUUGUGUCUAUGCUUUGCUGCUAUUAAUCGGGCUAGAGCACUUCUCGUCCAAGAAAUCCAUCUUCAUCAAAUUCAUCUGUCCUAACUAAACUUAACAUUGAUCAAUAAGGUUUCUUGGUUAUUUUUGAACUCAUACAUACAUCUACCUAGUCAUGAUUACCUAUUACGUAGAGCAUUUUUCAGACAAUCCUAACUAUUGAGAAAGAAUUUAUAGAAUUACUUGUGCUUCUAGACCUCUAUGGUACUCGAGCACCUAUACUUGUUAUCAUCUCCGAUUUAUGUGCAUCUUCAGUAGCUAUUCAUUAUU